This is a messenger RNA of Chilo suppressalis (striped riceborer), 1570 nucleotides long. Lineage: Eukaryota; Metazoa; Arthropoda; Insecta; Lepidoptera; Crambidae. The record is from the annotation of a GenBank genome assembly.
AAUCUUUCUAGCUUUUACUAUUUUCGUUGACAUCUUUUAUUUAUUUAAAAACAAAUAGACAGGUACCAAAUUUAAAUGUUAUGAAAAUGUAGAGUUAAUAAAUAUUUUACAAAGUUUAUUAAACGUUUAAGAUUCCAAGUGCAAGCGUCAUCUGUCGUGUUUUACUUGAACUAACCUUUGCCGCGAGCAAACUGGUUUAGAACCUUUGCUUGAGUAACCUUCCAAUGGAUUUGCUAGCUUUUUUGAAAGAGGACUCUGUCAAUGACUUUACAUUCAAAUAAUACAAACUUACAAUUGUUUGUACUAUUUUGUAAAAUAAAUUAAUAUUAUGUGAAACUUGUAAUGCAUCAAAAACUAUCAGUGUUAAGAUUCCUAUGAUAUUUUUUCCAUUCUUUUCUAAUUAGUCUCUUAAUAACUUUAAAUUAAUAAAGAUUGCUUCGUUUCCUGAGUAUCCUGAGAAGCCUGGCUUGAAGUCAAUUACCAACCGGAGGACCUUUUAUCGUGAUUUAAAAGUGUUUUAUAGAACUCUCAGUGCAUGUUAAACUUGCAACGUAUGUUAAGGUCAAAUCUCGUAACUGCAUUUAAGCAGCAUAUAGCAUAGCGAAAUUCUUUGUCUAUGGCAGUUAUUCUUUUUAUAAUCCUAUUAGCAAAUUCUUAUUGAUGCUUUAAUCAUAAAACUAUACCUUUUUUACAUAUUAUGUAGGUAGGUACAUAAAUAAUCUUUAAAACGAAGCUAUUGGCUAAAACCUACUUUUGGAUUGUGAAAAUUAGCGACAUUGCAAUUCCUGCAAUAUUCAAUGAGUCCUCCCUGGAAAAUAUUUAUAAUAGCCAGCCUCCUCAUAAAAAUAUUUAAAAACCUAUUAUUAAUGACAACAAACUUGUCAAGAUUUAAUGACACAACAACAUCUAUCAUAAAGUGGUAAUAGUGUAAUGCUUUACGGAUAGCGUAAACAAAAAAGCUAUAUAAAAAUGAAACUGUUAUAAAUUCCCAGUGGAAGAAAACAUACCUUGAAGAUAAUGAUAACACAUUUUUAAUAGAGUAAUAAAAAGAACAAAAAGAAUGGAGCGUGGAAGGAAGUCUCGUCGAGGACGUUAUCAUGCGCAUUGUAACAGCAAUAUCUGCAAUAAUUUCACGUCUCCACAGCAUCCGAAGACACAAUCUUUCCUGAAAAAUUUGUACUCCUUCUUCAUCAUGUCGAGUCUGAUAGCCCUUAUUUAUCUGAUGCUUCAGUAUCAUUGCCAGAAUUGUAGGGAUAAGUGUGACAUGAACAAUAUUUCUAAGAAUCUAGAAGAUAUUUCUAGAAAUUUAUCGAUUAUCAAAGACAGCUAUUAUGACUUGGAAGUUAAGAUAUCGCAAUUCUCCCAAGAACUACCGAAAUUGGAGGGCCAAAUAGAUAUCUUGGGGGCACUAGCUACUACAAUGGAGAAGAGUCAUCUCGAUGCUUGGGCUCCUGAAACUGUGGAGUCCAUAUCCAAAGUUGGCAAUAAACCACACUUGGAAAAUAUAACUAAAUUGAGACCAACAAACUCAACUGGAUUGCCAGAGCAAGUAAAAAUUAAUCAAGAUUGA